CGACCACUGAAAUUUUUUUAUAGGCUGAAUUAAUCCCAAAUCUCAAAAAAUGUUCCCGCCCAGAAAAAAAAUUCCCCCGCACAAUCAAAAAUGAAAAUUUCAAUUUUACACUCACCUCCAUUUUCCAGCCUUUACUCCCUCUUUUUCUAUGGUGAUUUCAACCCAGAAUCCAUAUCUAAAACCAGAAACCCCCCAAAUCCCCAAUUUCAUCCUCUCUCUUCAGACUUAAACCCUCCAUUAUCUCACCUUCUUCUUCUUCCUCAACAUCGAGGGAAUGGUGGGAUCUUCGUGUAAUAAUAGCUUCGCAAAAACAAUAUGUUCAAUUUGUUACGAAGAUCUAAAACCCAUUGUUGAAGACCUUCAAGCUAUCUCCAUUUGUGGCCAUGUCUUCCAUGAACUCUGUUUACAGCAAUGGUUCGAGUAUUGCAAGAACACGAAGAAACAGUCAUGUCCAGUUUGUAAGCAGGGUUGUACCCAGAAAAGUGUGGGUCGUCUAUAUUUUCAAUCAAUUGGGGAUCCGAUUUGUUCUCAAUCUCAAAUUGAUACCCAGAAACUUAACAAAAUUGGCGACGAUGAAUCCCCGGAAUUAUUGCGUGUGGAGGUUAAACGAUUGGAAGCUAAGGUUUCUGGGCUUAGUUCUGCUUUAGAUUUGAAUCAGAAGGACCUUAAACAACUCAAUGAUCAGCUACAAACAUGCAAUGAACAGCUAUCCAAAGAAGUAGUGUUAAAGAAUGAGGCCUUGAGGAACAAAGAGUGCAUCCAAGCAAUGCUUCAAACAAAAUCUAGCGAUCUAGUUAAAUCGAAUUUGGAAUGCUCAAGGUUGCAAGAGAAGAAUUUGGCGUUAGUCAAAGAGAUUGCUGCCCUGAAAUUGGUGUCAGAUUGUAACUUGGAGGAAGAAGAGAUUGUGAAACUUGCUACGAUUGGUUACGAAAGCAAUGCCCAAGAUGCAAUUGAUGUACUCAAGAAGUCAUUGGUUAUACGUAAUAAGAGCUACAAAGAAUUGAUGGCUAAGUGCAAUUCUCUGGGGAGAGGAGAAGCUCGUUCACUGAGAAAGCUUGAGAAGGCAAAAGAAAAGAUAGUAAAGCUCAAGAAAAGAGUGCAGGAACUGGAGUUAGCCAUCGAAGAAAAAGAUAAUGAAAUAUUAAGGUCCUUAAAAACUUCCAAGAAAAGAAAUUGCAAUGAUGUAAUCUUGCCAUCCGUCAAUAAAAGCAACGAGCCUUCAUUUGCUUUCAAGCAUCCAACUGUUGAGCCAAAGGGAAAAUCCCCAACUUCAGUGAUUGAUUUGGAUGAAGAGGAAAAUGAAAAUCCUUUUGUGGUUAAGGAAACAAAUAAAGAUGACUGUAUUUUCCCCCAAAAGGAAGUCAGACGUCAUGACAGUUUGAUCCGUGAUGAGGAUGAACUGCAGAAGUUGAAAACCGUGGAUUACCAUUCGAAGGCUGAUAAUUGCAAGGAUACAUAUAAUCAGAAGAGUAAACCGUUGGGGCUUGUUGAUUGUGACAAUAACGAGGAUUGGAUGCAGCAACCAGAUCACCAAUUUGGAUUAUCAGGUUCAGCUGGUCUAAGGAACGAAGUGCUUAAUGAUCUUCCUCAUACAAAGGGGUUGCUUCUUCAGGACAUAAGACAAGUUCAGCCUUCAUUUAAGUCCAAAGCAGAUACCUCUGCUCCAAUUCCUCUUGCUGAGCCAGGAGAUCGAUGUUUUACUGGAGGGUUACUUGGACCAGAUGGAGCAAACAGGUAUUUGGGAAAAUGGUGCAAGCGGCCACAGAGCAAGUCAUCACUGGGAUCAAGUAGUAAUACUGACACUUUAAUUGCUGAAGGAGCAGACGGAAGGGGCGGUAGGGUUAAAGUUCUGAGAUCUCUUAAUCAGGCAUCUAUGGAUGCAAGAGACAUCAUUACUUCAGCAAAGAGACCCAAAUCUGUAACGAAAUCAAGUGGUAUGCAGUCUCAAGGGUGUCUGCAAAUGGAACACUUCUUUAAGAAGGCUAACAAAUAAAGUCUCAACUCACAAAAGUAUUCUAUCAGCAUCAGGAAAGAAAUUCCUUGGUCAAGCCACAAGGUAGGUUCAACCCACCUGAUCCUUGUAUAGUAUUUGAAAGAAUCAAACAAGCAAAGUAGGGCAGAUGUAUUAGGUCAUUAAUGUAUACCAGGUAGUUUAGCAACUUUUUUUGUCUAGCCAUUCCAAGGUGCACUUAAAAUUCCUAGGAGUACUGGAAGAUUGGAGGGUGAUGAAUUGUCAUUUUUAUGCUUCCAUUGGUGUUGGCCUGUCCGGUGUCUUGGGCAUUUUUGUUGGGAUGUUGUAAUGUGAAUAUUCAUUUGGAUUGACUAUUGUAAAAACAAAAUAGUCAUUUUGGAAAA
This is a messenger RNA of Chenopodium quinoa (quinoa), 2355 nucleotides long. Its product is annotated as E3 ubiquitin-protein ligase TRAIP. NCBI's taxonomy places the organism in Eukaryota, Viridiplantae, Streptophyta, Magnoliopsida, Caryophyllales, Amaranthaceae. The record is from RefSeq and is a predicted model, not a curated record. Gene Ontology annotation, molecular function: zinc ion binding. The coding region runs from base 275 to 1993 and encodes 572 amino acids. The transcript has 9 exons.